This is a messenger RNA of Oncorhynchus mykiss (rainbow trout), 3088 nucleotides long. RefSeq lists its product as uncharacterized. Gene Ontology annotation, molecular function: RNA polymerase II cis-regulatory region sequence-specific DNA binding; DNA-binding transcription activator activity, RNA polymerase II-specific. Gene Ontology annotation, biological process: regulation of transcription by RNA polymerase II. The record is from RefSeq and is a predicted model, not a curated record. NCBI's taxonomy places the organism in Eukaryota, Metazoa, Chordata, Actinopteri, Salmoniformes, Salmonidae. Gene Ontology annotation, cellular component: nucleus.
AUGUUGAAGUUUACCUUCGAGUCUGGUUGAGUUAAUGCAGUAUAAUAUCCUAAGUAUAGGAUUGAACAAGAGAGGCCGGUAAAACAUGCACAAUGACUACGCUGAUACGACGCUCACGAACAUUUCCUGCAGCAUCUCAUAAUCCAGACCAAACUCACUCGGAAAGUGGAUACAUUUUUCCCGCUGCUCUACGAGACCUCACCAUUUCCAAUUAUUUUCAGUCAAACAGGAAAUCAGUUCCAGUCUCCUCUUUUAGAUCUACCCAGCCUACCAUGUCUGAACCAGGUUCUGGUUGUGGUGUUCCGGCCCAGAGAAGCUCACAGCGGGGUCCAGAGUUGCUGUCAGUGAAGCUGGGGGACUGCAGUCAAACAGUGGAACUCAAUGUGAUUGUCAAGGAGGAGGGCGAGGAGAGAGAAAUCAAUGAGCGGGAGGAGGAAGAGAGAGAGGACAGGGCCUCUGUUGACUCAGGAGAGAUCCCCAACCCAGACUCGGUAAACGAGCCCAGUUCCACAGCAUCAAGACUGCCUGGUUGUGGGAGUUACCCCUGUCCUCAAUGUGGGAAGUGUUUCAGUCGAGCAGGAGACCUGAAGACUCAUCAGAGAUCCCACAGUGGAGAGAAGCCUGCCAGUACUCUCAAUGUGAUUGUCAAAGUGGAGGAGGAUGAGAAGGAAAAGAGAGGAGUUGAGGAAGAGAAGGAAACUAGUGGUAUAGUCGACCCAGAUACAUCAAGACUUCGUGGUCGUUACCCCUGUCCUCAAUGUGGAAAGAGUUUCAGUUCCUCAGGUAAUCUAAAGAAUCAUCAAAGAGUUCACAAUGGAGAGAAACCUUACCACUGCUCCCAAUGUGGAAAGGGUUUCAGUCGAGCAGGAGACCUGAAGACUCAUCAGAGAUCGCACAGCGGAGAGAAGCCUCACCACUGCUCUCUUUGUGGGAAGUGUUUCAGUCGAGCAGGAGACCUGAAGACUCAUCAGAGAUCGCACAGUGGAGAGAAGUCUGCCAGUACUUUCAAUGUGAUUGUCAAAGAGGAGGAGGAUGAAAAGGAAAUCGAUGAGAAGGUAAAGAGAGAAGUUAAGGAAGAGCAGGAAGCUAGUGGUGUAGUUGACCCAGAUACAUCAAGACUAUCUGGUCGUGGUCGAUUCCCCUGUCAUCAGUGUGGGAAGAGUUUCCGUUCCUCAGGUAAACUAAAGAAUCAUCAAAGAGUACACACUCGAGAGAAACCAUUUCACUGUGCCACAUGUGGGAAGAGUUUCCGUGAAAAAUUCAACCUCACGAGACAUGAGAAGGUACAUAGUGGGGAGAAGCCGUAUCACUGCACCCAGUGUGGGAAAAGCUUCAAUCGUUCUGGAAGUCUUAAGGAACAUCAAAGAGUACAUACAGGGGAGAAGCCUUACCACUGCUCUCUUUGUCAGAAGAGUUUUAGUCAGCCAGGAAACCUUAAGAAACACCAGAGAAUACAUACAGGGGAGAAGCCUUACCGUUGCUCUCUGUGUGGAAAUAGUUUUUGUUUUGCUGGAAACCUCAAGAAUCAUCAGAGAUCACACUGUGGAGAGAAGCCUUACCGCUGCUCUCAGUGUGGGGAGGGAUUCCCUCAACUAAAAAGUCUUAAAAGCCAUCAGAAAAUACAUAUUGGAGAGACGUCUCCCUCUACUUUCAAUGUGAUUGUCAAAGAGGAGGGUGGUGACUGUACUUUCAAUGGGAUUGUCAAAGAAGAGGAGGAUGGGAAGAAAAUUGAUGAGAAGGAAAUGAGAGAAGUUGAAGAGGACGACAACAACAGUGGUGUAGUUGACCCAGAUACAUCAAGAUUGCCUGAUCGGGGUCGUUACCCCUGUCCUCAAUGUGGAAAGAUUUUCAGUUCCUCAAGUAAUCUUAAGAAUCAUCAAAGAGUUCACACUGGAGAGAAACCUUUCCUCUGCUCCCAAUGUGGGAAGAGUUUCAGUGAGAAAGUAAACCUUAAGAGACACGAAAGAGUACAUAGUGGAGAGAAGCCUUACCACUGCACCACAUGUGGGAAGAGCUUCAAUCAUUCAGGAAGCCUUAGAGAUCAUCAGAGAAUUCAUACAGGGGAGAAACCUUACCACUGCUCACUUUGCGGAAAUAAUUUUCGUUUUGCUGGAGACCUAAAGAAUCAUCAGAGAUCACACAGUGGAGAGAAGCCUUACCAAUGUUCUCGGUGUGGAGAGGGAUUCACUCAGCUAAGAAGUCUAAGAAGUCAUGAGAGAAUAUCCAUUGGAGGGAAGCCUGCCUGUGCUUUCAAUGUGAUUGUCCAAGAAGAGAAAGAAGUUGAGGGAGAGGAGAGUGAUGUGAAAUAAACGUGAAGUGAGGAUACAUUAGCUAACUAUAGGUAUUGAUAUUCACACCUAUCCUUGCAAUGGUGUCAUGGACAGCACCAUUUAGGGCUAUCUUCUUUUACUUCUAUGAGUGUAUUGGACGUUCACAAAUGAACUCAACUUGAAUACCACCACCACCUAUUGUGCUGGAGAGUGUAUUAAUCUGACCUUUAUUUUGACAGGGAGUCAAUACUGAGACCGAGGUCUCUUUUCCAGAUGAGGCUUGUAUAGCACCACAAUACACAUUAAACUACAAUAAACACAUUCAACUACACAUUCAUAAACACAAUAUACACGGUGUAAUACACAACAUGACACGAAAAGUAAAACGCAAUCAUAAAAAAAACAGACAUUCUUUCGCAACAAGGUCCCAUAACAACUGUCUGAAAUGCCCUAGAGGCACCAAUUCCUCCAAUUUUAAAGUGCAUUGUAGAUUAUUCGGCACACGCAAGGCACAAGGAAACCAAAUGCUGAUCUACCGAACUCUGUAGACACCAAUGGAGUCUCUCUAGAGUUAACCAACCCUGGGAACGGGUUUGAUAACUUAUCAUUUAGAGGCAGCUGCUAUUUUAUAAAUAGUAUCACCAUAAUUGAGAACGGGUAGAAAGGUUGACUGCCGAAUCUGUUUCCUGCUGACUAGAGGGAGACUAGAUCAGUUUCUGUAAAAAAAAAAAAAAUUUAAAACAUUUUAAAUCUUAGUUUCUUUAACUAGCUCAGUCGUAUGUUUAAGCAACAAAAAAAAACAAAAACGUUAAAUCACG